Molecule: messenger RNA, 2425 nt
Organism: Lytechinus pictus (painted urchin)
Lineage: Eukaryota; Metazoa; Echinodermata; Echinoidea; Temnopleuroida; Toxopneustidae
Product: phospholipase A2-like
Exons: 5
Coding region: 653-1126 (157 amino acids)
Biological process (GO): phospholipid metabolic process; lipid catabolic process; arachidonate secretion
Molecular function (GO): phospholipid binding; calcium ion binding
Source: RefSeq, a predicted model, not a curated record
AUUGGGCCCUCCGCGCAGAAUUGAAAAAAAAACUCGACCUAUAUAUGCCCAUUCUACAAAAGGCCCCACAACAUUGUCCUGCUUAUCUCGACCAGCAGAUGGCAUUCAUUCCAUUUCUAUUUUUAGAGUGUUCUUUUAAUUGUCAUCGACAAACCGGCGUAGAAUGGGGUAAGGGCCAUGUGUCCCCUUAUUUUGGUCCAGCGUUAAUUCAUUAGCAUCAUGCAAAGAGAAGUGUCAGCCCAUGGACAUGUUGGCAUACAUUGCUGAAGUUUGAUUAUUAUUUAUUAUUACUACUAUUAUUUUUCUUAAUUUGGGGGUCAUUUUUGUAGGGAAAUGAAUAAAUAGAAAACGCACCCCCUCGCCCUCGCCAACAUUUCCUCCUGGACACACCAUUUGCCAUAGGCGUGAUAAUUGCUCUAAACUCGAAAACUCAGCCACUUAGCAACAAUUUCAUAUUUGCUGUUUUCAUUGUUAAACCGAAACUGGUUAGAGUUCGUCUUCGAAGGUCACACUGUAAUCUAUCGAUAGCUGAGCAGAGAGCUGGAGAGCUGAGCCAAUUUGCAUUCAUCUGAGGCAGUCCAUUGUCCUGUCUCUGCCUCACUGCGUCCACACACAACUCAUCAGCGCUGCGGGAGAACGGCUAUUGAUCACAAUGGAACGAUUGGGGCUAUUGGUCUUCGUUGUGCUGUCAUUGACAUGCCUUUCAACAGUGGAAAGCAGUAAUAUGGACAUCGGACAUAUGAUUACGUGGACGGUUCGAAGUGUAGGGUGGAUCGUCGGUGCUCGAAAGUUCCAAAAUUAUGGAUGCUACUGCAAUGAAAAGUUUCCUACUGAAGGAAUGGAGCCCGUAGACAAGAUUGAUGAGUGCUGUAUGAGGCACAACCAGUGUUAUGAGAAUCUGGUAAGGGAUAAUCACUGCCCACGUAACAAGCUUCAUCAGAGUUACGGAUAUGAGAAGGUCACAGAGAAUGGUGUUAAACUCAUCAAGUGCACAUCGCACUCGGAUGAUUGCAAGUACAGACUGUGUAAAUGCGACGCCGAAGUGGCCCAUUGUUUUGGUAUUAAUGAAUAUCACAAAGAACAUAAGAGUGUGAGUAAAUCAUCAUGCGUACCUACAGGAAAGUAAAAACACCCCGAAAAACACUCACCGAUGCCUCAAAAUUACUUAUUAAAAAAAAAAAAUCACCCAUUUUUAGAAAAGAUUAAUAAUCAUUGUAUACGAUAGAGCCUUGAAUAGAGCCUCAAUUAGACAAUGUCGAUUUUUUUUUAUAGUCAAUUUGAUGUUUAUAAUUAGUACGGAAAACGGUGGCUACAUGCGGAAUAACUAUGGGCCUUUUCACACGUGAAUCUUGAAUCAUCAGACAUUGUAAUGAUGAUUGCAAUUCGUCUUUAGAAUCAUCGGACCUUUCACACGGAAAAUAUUGUAAUUUGAGUGAAACUUAACUGGAAUUGACCUCCAAGUAGAAUUUGAAUUCGUGAUUGUGAUUAGCGUUCGUGAUUCUAGUUUGGUUUCACACGUGCUAAAAUUCGUAAUUAGCCUUACUUUUCACUGGAAUCAUCUUUCAAAUUAAGAUUUUUUUUACCGUGUGAAAGGGCGGUAUGAUACUUUUCUUUUACUGAAUUACAUUCUAACUAUGCAACUAGCUUUAAAGUAAUAGGGUCAUCAGUAAUUUGUGUAACUUUUGUCACAAAUGUGACUUAUGCCGCUAUCAUUUACAUCCAAUCUGUGUGCUUUAUAUUUAUAAAAAUCGAUAUAUAUUAUUAGAUUUUCGACAAUCAAGAGAAACUCCUAUUUUUAAAAUCUUUUCGAGAAUGUCUCAUCAUUUUAUCUUGAUUUGGGGUUCCUGUUAAUAGAAAUAGAAAUCAGAAAAAGAACUGCGAUUCCAAUCAAAUAUAAAGCUCAUGUAACUCCCUCCAAAAGGUUUUGAAUAUUCCUGAAAAUAGUAUUGGAUGAGUGAUACCAUCAUAAUUGUAUAUACAUGUUAAUUUGUGUGAUUUUAGCCCUGUGGGCACUGUUACAAUAAUCAAAAUGAAGUGUGGAUAUAAAUAUAAAACAUACAAUAAAAGGCUUCCGGAAAGUAUUGAAACAGGCGUCUAUUAAAUGUACAAUUAUGAAUGCAAAAUGACGGGUUUCGAUGAAAUAGAAAGAAUUAAAGAAAGCAGUGAAAAUGGCAGAAUAAUAUCGAAAUGAGAAAGUUAUAAAUCAAAGAGGAUAAACCAGAUUUUGUUAGAAGAGAACCCCAAAAUUUAUCACACAGUGAAAUAAAGUAUGUUGUAGUAAUCACUAGGCCUUAAUGUUGGUAGACAGCUAUGCCAAAAUAAUACUUUUUUUUUUAAUGUCAUAUUUUGAAAUACUUUUGAUUAAAAUUUAUUUCUUUUGUAAAUUAGAAGUUGUAAUUGAAUAAUGCGAGUCAUCGAAUACUUU